This is a messenger RNA of Beta vulgaris subsp. vulgaris (sugar beet), 1135 nucleotides long. RefSeq names its product bZIP transcription factor 53. NCBI's taxonomy places the organism in Eukaryota, Viridiplantae, Streptophyta, Magnoliopsida, Caryophyllales, Amaranthaceae. Bases 374 to 883 code for a protein of 169 amino acids. The transcript has a single exon. Gene Ontology annotation, cellular component: nucleus. Gene Ontology annotation, molecular function: transcription cis-regulatory region binding; DNA-binding transcription factor activity. Gene Ontology annotation, biological process: positive regulation of DNA-templated transcription. The record is from RefSeq and is a predicted model, not a curated record.
AUUAUACCCUUUUCUACUCUAUCCUCAUUUCUCCUAUUUAUACCCUGUUUGGGAUAACUCUUUCUCCUCUCCUAUUUUCCCCAUCUUUCUCUCUCCUCAUCAUAAAAAAAAAAAUACCCAGAAAAUUCAAAUUCUAUUUCUUUCAAUUUCCUUAAAUUCCCAUAAUUUUGUUUCAAAAGGUGAUGAAAUUCAGCCAAAAUACAGAGCAUUCAUCAGAUUUCUCUAUAUGAAACAUAUAACUCUGUUACGCCGUGUUCGUCUUGCUCAAUCAUUUUCUGUUGUUUUUCUUUACUGGUUUUACGUCUUCUCAUAAACUAACCAAACAUCUCCUUAAUUUCAAAUUUUCUCUCUUAAAUUUUAAAAACCCUAAAAAAUGCAGCCAUUGAUGAACACAAACGAAGUUAAAAACACUAGUGUUGCUCUUCCUACAAGAAGCUCAGGAUCAUCAGAAGGAGGAUUUAGCAGCGAUGAAAAGAAGCGUAGAAGAAUGGAAUCGAAUCGAGAAUCAGCGAGAAGAUCGAGGCAAAAGAAGCAACAACAUCUUGAUGAUUUAAUUCGAGAAGUGAGUAAUUUAACGCGUGAAAAUGAAGAAAUUGGUAAGAAAAUUGGGGAAGUUUCUGGAAUAUUUGACACCAUUGAUGCGCAGAAUAAAGUAUUGGUGAAUCAUAAAGAUAAACUUUCUGCGAGGUUAGAAUCUCUUGAAUCAAUCAUUGAGAUAGCGAAAGUUGUCAGAUCAUCAUCUUCAUCAUCUGGGAAUAAUAACAACAAUAAUGGAGAAUGUUUGUAUGAAUUAAAUUCUGAUCCAAUGAUGAAACCAUGGCAAUUGCCUUGUCCUUCUAUGCCUAUUUUUGCAUCUUCUGGUGUAAAUUGCUUCAAGUUUUGAAGAAUAAUGGUUACUUUUUAAGGGGUAGAUUAGGGAUUUUUAGUUGUUGUGGUGUUGUAGAAUGAUACUCCCUCCGUUUCCGAAAGUUCUUCCUACACUAAUUCCCUAAAUUUUAAAUAGGAACAAGAAACGAAUACAGAGGGAUAGCUUUUUUUUUUUUUAGGUAAUUUCAAUGUAAUUUUCGUUUUUUUUGGCUAGUGAUGAAGUAUAAAUUGUUUUUAUAAUUAUGAUAGUUUCAUUUUGUUUUGGAUA